CGGCGGGGGAGGGCGCCUUUCGCAUGGAGCCGUUCGCUGUGUGAGGGCAGCGCGUUGCCGGGCCCUGUGAUGCAGCACUCGUGCGCGGGCAGGCCCCCCUGCUAGGCGCUGCCUGCGCGCUACACACGGGGCGGCGGAGGCGCGGGGCUUGGCCCCGCUCCAUGGAGACCAAUGGCAUCGCUCCCACCCACCCCCACGGGCCCCGAGCCCGCCGGCACGCACAGCCACACGCCUCAGCCCACCAUGGCCCCAACGCCGCCGCCGCUCGGGCACUCGGCGAGUGGAAAGGUAGAAGGCCAGCCCAAUGGUGACACGAUCCCAGCUGAGCAAGCCAACCCUUCAGAUGACACUGUUGCUGGUGCUGGGAGUCGUCAGAAUGAUCAGAUAGUGCAGAAAAUAGAGGAAGUGCUCUCUGGAGCCCUUGAUACAGAACUGCAGAGCAAAUCAGAUGUAGACAAAACUACUGUGAGCAAUAGCACUCAGUCUACUAAAAGGAGCUGUACUGCUGAAGGUGAAGAUGAAAUUCCCAGAAAAAAAUCAAAGAAAAACAAAAAGCACAAAAGCAAGAAGAAGAAGAAAAAGAAGAAGAAAAGGAAGAAAGAGAAAAAGCAUAAAAAGCAACCAAAGGAGGCAAAGUUGAGUGCACGUCCUGGAGAACAUGCAGACUUGCAGCCUGCUUCUCACUUGAUUCCAGAGAAAUCAAGCGCCGCACUGACUGUGCAGCAUGGGGGGUUUGGAGAUGCAAAUCUGGCUGUCCAUACACAGCCAGAAGAACUGUCCUUACAGGCAAAUGUGGAGCCUGAUAGACAAGCUUUAGGACUUGCUUCUCAGUUGAGAACUGAUUCUCAGCCAUGUAUGGAAAAUCUUGAAACUGAGAAGGGGACAUUAUGCGCAACAGAUCCUCAGUUUAAUUUAGAAGGCAGCCAGUUUACUGUUCAACAAAAUGCUAGUAUGACUCAAACUCAAAUUUGCACUAGAGAAGAACAAAUUAAACCGGCUCAUGAAAAUAUUUAUCCUGUAGCUGUCAAUGUGAGCGAAAAGGGUGAUUUUUUUGUUACUGGAAGUGUUGCUUCAACUAGCAUCCCAUCUGGAGUUGCCAAUAAAUCUGAACUUCAGAAAUUAAUUUUACCUUCAGAAGUAAAAACCUUGGAUACAAGUUUGUCAUCUAGUACCGUGGAGGUAUCGACACAUUCAGAUACAUCUCUGAAGUCUGUGGCAGUGGGAAGCUCAAAAGACUUAGAAACAACUUCAGGAUAUAUGUGCUUGGCAAGCAGUGUGAUGGCAAUUCCUAAACCUGCAAAUCAGGCAGAUCUGAAUACUGUGAAGGUAAAUGACAUGUCUAUGGCCGUGGGAGAAGUGAGAAUUCCAGGAGCAGCUGAAUUACCAGUUUUAUCUUGUAAUUUAAGAGCGACACAGUGCAGCUCCAUGGAGGGUUCAGGUGUCUUGAAGGCAGCCUCAGAAUCUGUAGUUAUGAUGGGAGAUUUGAAAAACAAAGAAGUGGACCCAGAUACUGCUUUGCAACAUUCUUUUAAAGUACCUGCAGAAACUGCUGUGACCCAGGCGCAUAUUGUAAGUGCCAAAACACCCCUGGCACCAGGGACUGUUGAAGUGAAGGAUAUUGAACCAGAAGCGUUACUGCAAUGUACAUUCUUAAAAGAAAAGCAAAGCUUGACAGACAUGAGUGUUGUUGCAGAAGCAAAAGGUUUACAAACAACAUCAGAACAUGUUGUCCAGACUCUUGUUGCCCAAACAGUUCCAGCUGCUCUGCAAUUGGAAAACAGUAAUAUUUUGAGAGGUUUGGAAGCAACUCCUCAGUCUUUGCAGAAAGAAGACAUGGAAAGAGCGACUAAACUGUCUUUGCAAAUGGAAAGCAUGAAAGCUUCAGAAAAACUUUCUAGUGGCAGUAUGGAACCAGUUGUGGUGCCUGAGGCACUGGCAGAGAUGAUGCAUUUGAAAACAACAGCAGAAAGAGAAACAGCGCACAUGGAAACAGCUGCAGUACCUUUUUUUGCAAAUGAAACAGAGAGUUGUGUAGUCUCUCAGCCUGAGAUCAUGGCAGGUAUGAGAGGGUUGAAGACAACCCCACAAGAGAGAAAGGAUUCUGAAGUAGCUAGAAGUUCCACCAUUGCAGGAGUGAAAGGUUUGGAGAACUUGUCAGAAGUUAAGGCAGUUGCAGAAGCAAGUGGUGCCAAAACAAGUUCAGAAUCUUCACACCUAACAGAGAUGAAAAAUUUGGAAAUGACUGUGGGGUCUGAAACAAGGACAGAAAUGCAAGACUGGGGGACAACACUGAUAUCUGAGGUGGGAGAUCUGAACAAAGCAAAAGUAAGGAACAGAGAAACAGUAGAACCUGUGCAAACAGUGACAGUGAAAACUUCAGACACAAAUUCAAAACCUGUAUGCUUGGAGGAGUUAGGAACAACAGCAGAGUAUGGGACUGGAAGUAAGACAAACAAAAUUGAAACAGUAGAGUUUUCUAAAACUACUCCAGGACUUUUGCGGGAACAAGUAGUAGGAAAUUCAGAAGCAAUGUUAGAAUCUUUCCCAAGAGCAGAAGAAACAGCGAUGGAAAUGAGAAACUUGAAAGAAACUUUGCAAUCUGGUAUAUUUUCAACAGAGAGGACAGACAGAGAAAAAACAGAGUUUUCAUCUGUGAUUGAUGUAAAAGGUUUGAAAGAAGCUUCAGUAAUUGAGAAAGGGAUGAAAGCAUCAGAAGCUGGAGAAGUGAGGUUGGAAAGUAUGGAAGAGUCUGCAGCAGCAGGAAUGAAAGGUUCUGAAACAGUCAGAGAACCUGAAGUAUGCACGGACAUCCAAGAUGUAGAAACUUCUCCAAAACAUGGAAAGAUGGCAGAGACUGAUGUUUUAGAGGAUGCUACAGAAGCAUUCACUGUAACAGAACAACAUACAGAAUCUCUUCCACAAUAUUUGCACACUGAAAUGCAAGAGCAUGCGCAAACUGUUUUAGAAGCCAAACCUACUGCAGAAUGGAAACAUAAAGAGGCUGCAGAAAUCUGGGUUGCUGCUGAAAUGAAAUCUUCUGAAGCAGUUCCAAAAGUGGAGGAUACAAGAGAUUUGGAGACAGUGCUGGGAAGUGAAGUUGUUGCAAAAGUACAGUAUUCAGAAGGGGAGCAGCAUCAACAAAUGGAAGAUACGAGCAUUCCCAGCCUGUCUCUGGAAUCUGAGAUGAUUGCUGAAAAGAAAGAUUUGGAGAAAGCACUACCAUCAGAGCCUUUCAUAGCACUAAGUGAUAGGGAGGUUGCAACGGAAUCUGGGGUACCUUCAGAAACAAUUUUUAGUUCUUCGCAUGCUGCAAAUGUGAAAGAUUCAACAGGGAUCCCUGAAUCUGAAAUAACCAGGGAUGUAGAACACUUAGAAGCUCCUCCAAGCUGCGUAGCAGAAACAAAAGGUUUGGAAGCAACUCAUAUUUCUGAGACUAUUGUAGAGCUGAAAGAUGCAGACGCAGUUGAAGUGGAGGCAGACACAAAAGAUUUGGAAGCAGCUCCAGUAUCUGAGGCUGUUACAGAAGGAGUUCCGGUACUUGUGGAAGAUGCAAACCAGUUGGAAGGCAUUCCACAAGCGGAGGCUGACAAAGAAGUGACUGCAGAAGAGGCAUCUGAGGCAAGAGAUUCAGAAACAUCUGAUGUGCAACCUGAUGUGGCAGCACGAAUGAGGGAGACUUUAAUGAGACUUGAGAAAGUUGAAAAAAGCAGCCAUAGAAGCAGUGAAAAGAGUAAACAUGAUGCAAAGAAACAAAAACGGAGUCGGUCUAAGUCCCAGUCAAGGUCUAGGAAGCGGAAAAAAAAAUCAAGGUCCCGUUCUACUUCAAGGCGUUUGACCUCUAAGAGAGCACGAUCUAGGAGCAGAAAUUAUUCAGAUUCCAGAAAAAAGCAUUCCAGAUCUAGAUCCCAGUCUGUGGAGAAGAGGGAGAGAAGAGUGUCUUCCCGAAGGUCCAGACGCAGACGUUCCAGGUCAUCUGACCGCUACCGGUCUAAGUCCAGGUCAGUGGAAAAGACAAGAAGGUCUGGACGUGGCCGUUCCAGGUCAUCUGACCGCUACAGAUCUAAAUCCAGAUCUGUGGAUAAGAGAGAAAGCAGGUUAUCUUCCCGAAGGUCCAGGCGCAGACGUUCCAGGUCUUCUGAUCGCUACAGAUCUAAGUCCAGAUCAGCAGAGAAGAGAGAGAGCAGGCUGUCCUCCCGAAGGUCCAGGCGUGGACGUUCCAGGUCUUCUGAUCGCUACAGAUCUAAGUCCAGGUCAGUGGAAAAGACCCGAAGGUCCGGACGCAGACGUUCCAGGUCAUCUGAUCGCUACAGGUCUAAGUCCAGGUCAGUGGAAAAGACCCGAAGGUCUGGACGCAGACGUUCCAGGUCAUCUGAUCGCUACAGGUCUAAGUCCAGGUCAGUGGAAAAGACCCGAAGAUCUGGACGCAGACGAUCCAGGUCUUCUGACCGUUACAGGUCUAAAUCGCCAUCAGUGGAAAAGAGAGGAAGCAGAUUGUCCUCCUGGAGAUCCCGACGCAGACGUUCCAGGUCAUCUGACCGUUCUAAGUCUAGAUCCAGGUCAUCAGAAAAGAGGGGAGGUAAAGAAUAUUCAUGGAGAUUUAGAAAUAGAGGGUCUGGUUCCUCUGAUCGUUCAAAAUCUAGGUCUAGAUCUGUAGAGAAGAGGGGUCGGAAGGCAUCUUUGCGGAGAUCUAAACGUCGGCGCUCCAAGUCCUCUGAUCGUUACAAGUCUAGGUCCAGAUCAGUAGAAAAAAGAGAUCGAAAGCAGUCAUCACGGAAAUCAAAACGUCAGCGCUCAAAGUCAUCUGACCGUUAUAAAUCUAGAUCCAAGUCAGCAGAAAAAAAGAAAGAGUCAUCGCGAAAAUCUAAGCGUCGUCGCUCAAAGUCUUCUGAGCGUUACAAAUCUAGGUCUAGGUCUGUAGAAAAAAAACGCAAAGAAUCUUCAAAGAAAUCAAAACGGAAGCGUUCAAAAUCCUCUGACAGUCUUAAAUCAAGGUCAAAAUCUGUAGAAAAAAGAACAAGUAAGUUAGCCUCAGCAAAGUGCAGUAGAAAACAGACAGACUCUUCUGAACAGGAAAAAGUAGAUGGUUCUGAACCUGUCACAAGUGAAAUCAGCUCCUCCAAAUCCUCUAAUGGUCCCAUGUCAGUACCUUUGUCUCUUGAAGGAAUAAAUGGCCCAGAGCUGCCACCACCAUCUGGAAGUGGAUUUUCCAAAACUGCUGAGAGUCUUGAGACAAGCUCAUCUAUUGAAAAAAUGGAUAGUCCACAGCCUUCAGCAACACCUGAACUUGAUAGCUCCAAAACCUCAAAUGAUCAAGAACAGUGUUCUGUGUCUGUGGAAAAAGCACAGGUGUCUGUGACCUCUGAAAAUGGGUCAGCCACUCUCUAUGGCUCUGACUUAGGAUCCAUGCCAGUGGAUAAAAACGUACCUCUGGAAUCUUCAUCUCUUAAUGAACUUACAUUCUCAGCAUCCUGUUCAGUAUCUUCGUCUGUUGAAAAGAGAGAUCCAGAGAUUACUUCAGUGACAGAAUCUAAUCUCUCCAUAUCCUAUCAAGAUGAGUCAAGAUCUAUGUCUCUGAAAGAAAUAGAGGGUCCACAGCCUCUUUUGACAAAUGAGAGUGGAUGCUCCAUAUCUGCUGAUGAUUACAAGUCAGCCUCCAUGUCCUUGGGAAACACAGAGAUUCAAGAAUUUUCAGUGAUACCUGGAAGUGUACUUUCUGAUGGUCAUGAAUUGAGGCACAUUCCCGCUGAAAAUGCAGAGCCCCAGGAGUUUUUGCAAGUGCCUCAAAGUGGAUCUUCUGAACUGGCUGACAGCACUGAGUCAAGAUCACUGUCUUGUGAAACAGCAGAAGUUCAAAAACCUUUUUUAGCACCUGAAGUAACAAGAUCUGAGUUCCUUGAUGCCCAUGAGUCAAUCUCCUUACAAGUUGCACAGGGCCAGAUGGAGGUGCCUUCUCUGGUUUCUGAUAGUGUAUGCUUAAGGACUCCUGACAGGCCUGAAUUGGGAUCCAGCUUUGUUACACAAAUAAAGGAGCUUCCAUUGAUGUCUGAAGGUACGUCCUUAGAGUCACCUGUUGAAAAAGUAAAGGCUCCUAGUGCUUCUCUGACAUCAGUGUGUGGUCCUGUUGAGAUCACAGUUGACCACAUUUCAAUUUCAUCUUCUGCAAAAAUGCAGGAAGUUUUUCUAACUACUGGAGGCCAAAACUGCCAGUCUUCUGAAGCUCAUGAGUCCGGUUCAACUGUCGACAGAGAUUUAGAUGGUUCAGCGUCUUCACAAGUACUUGGAGUUGGCUGCUUUGAGACUUCUGAAAUGCAUGAAUCAAGACAUCUGCCUGCUGGAAAAAUAGAGGCUACAGAAUCAGCUUUGUCUAAAAGUGGAAUUUCUUUGUCCCAUCAUGACCGUGAGUCAGAAUACAGUUACUUUGAGAAAACGAAAGGUGUGGAUACUGUGGAAUCAGUAAGCACAUAUGCUGAAAAGUUAGAGACCACAGUGCCUUGUCAAACAUCUGAAGGCGGGCUUUUCGUGUUACCUGAUAGUCAUGAAGUGAGAGCUACUCAAACUGAAAAUGUAGAAGUGCAGGUGUCAUCCUUGCCCUCUGAGCAGAAAUGCAUUGCAUCCCCUGAUGAACAUCAAUUGAGAUCUCCCUUUGGUAAAGAAAUACAGGUGCAGGAGGAGCAGCCUCUGAUAGACAAUAGACAUUCUAUUUCUUCCGGUGAUCAUGAGUUGACGUUCACUCCUUUCAAGAAAGCUGAUGUAGAGGAUCCUUCACAGAUGCCUGGAAAUGAAUACACAGUGGGCCUUCCUCAUCCAGAGUUGAUGUCAACCCCUGCUGAAAAAACAGAGGUACAGGAACUCUAUCUGAUUCCUGAAGAAAGAUGUUCAGUGUCUCUUGAGAGCCAGGAAUUGCUGUCAUCUGCAAAUACUGAAGUGCAAGAGCCUGCUCUAAUGUCUGUAAAUGAAUAUACUGUAUCCUGGAAGUGCCAGGAGUUGAGAGCUAGCUCUCCUGAGAAGGUAGGGAUGCAGGAACCUUCUGUAGUACCUGACAGCAAAUGUGCUGUGUACUCUGGAGACCAGGAAUCACAGACUUUGCCUGCUGAAAAAACAGAGGUACAGAUGCAUUCUUUGAUGUCUGAAAAUGAAUAUGCUGCAUCUCUUGAGGGCCAGAAUAUGACAGCUGUUUCUGCUGAAAUUGUGCAGGAGCCUCCUGCAAUAUCAUGCAGAGGAUACGUUGUGGUCCCCAGAGGGCAGGAGUUGUCAUCUCCUCUUGCUGAAAAAACAGAAGUGCAGGAGUGUUCUGUGUUCUCUGAAAAUGAAUAUGACAUAUCUCCUGAAUGUCAUGAUUUGAGAUCCAGUCCUGUUGAAAAAGAGGAAACAAGGGAACCUCCUGAAACAUCUGAAAGUGAAAGUUCAACGUCCACUGAUGACCAGGAGGUGCAUUCUACUGCUGCUGGAAAAACAGCGGUACAAGAGUUGUCUCUGAUGUCUGAGGGUGAAUGUGCCACGUCCCCUGAAGUUCAGGAGCUGCAUUCUAGCCCUGCUGAAAAAGUAGAGAGUGAGGAACCUUCUCUAACAUAUGAGAAUGAACAUGCAGUGGCCUUUGAAGGAUAUGAAUCAAGAUCGACUCAUGGCGAUAAAACAGAAGUUAUAGAUUCUUCUUUGACUUCUGAACAUGACCAUUACUUGUCUUUCAAGAGCCAGGAGGUAAGAUUCACCACUAUUCAAAAAGUAGAUGUUCAGGAGCUUUCCCCGACAUCUGAAACUGAACAUACAGCAUCCCCUGAUAGUCAGGAGUUAAGAUUCCUCACUUCUGGACAAACAGGUGAUUCUGAACCUUUAACAUUAAAUGAUAGAGGCUCCGUGUCCCCAGAUGGCAAUGACUUGAAAUCCAUCCCUUUUGAAAAAGUGGAUGAUGCAGCAUCUUUAAUGCCUGAAAGUGGAUGCUCCAUGUCCCCUGGUGGCAACAGUGUGAAAUCUGUUCCAGGUGAAGAAAAUGGUGAUCUAGAGCCUUCUUUGACAUAUGAAUGUAGGCAUUCCAUGUCCCCAUAUCAUGAGAGCUGUGAGGUGAAAUCUCCCAUGGAGGAGGAUGGUUUAGAGUCCUCUGCUAAUUUUGAACGUGGACGAUCUGUUACCCCUGAGGGACAUAAUGAGAAAUCUGUCAUAGAUGAAGAACUAGAUGAGCGGGAGCCCUCUUUGACAUCUGAACAUAGGCGUUCCACAUCUCCUGAUGAGCAUGAGUCAAGAUCUAGUGUUGGUGAAGAGGGGGAGUAUUCAGAACAGCUUCUAACAAUGGAACGUAGAUCCUCCAUUUCUUCUGAUGAGCAUGAUUCAAGGUCAACUGCUGGGGAAGAAGCAGAGGAUGCGGAACCCUCCUUGACAGGUGAAAGAAGAGAUUCCACAUCCUCUGAUGAGUGUGAAUCAAGGUCCUCCAUUGGUGAAGAAGCAGAGGACCAUGAGACCUCCUUGGCUGCUGAACGUAGAGAUUCUGUGUCUUCUGAUGAACGUGAUUCGAGGUCUACUGCUGGUGAAGAAGUAGAGGAUUUGGAGCCCUUAGCAGCUGAACGUGGACGUUCUGCGUCUCCUGAUGGACAUGAGUCAAGGUCAACCACUGGUGAAGAAGCAGAAGACCAAGAGCCGUCCUUGACAGCUGAGCGGAGGCACUCCACAUCUUCAGAUGAACGUGAAUCGAGGUCUACCACUGGUGAAGAUGUGGAGGAUGUGGAACCCUCCUUGACAGCUGAAUGUAGAGACUCCACAUCCUCUGAUGAUCAAGAUUCAAGGUCUACCACUGGUGAAGAAGCAGAGGAUAUGGAACUGUCUUUGACAACUGAACAUAGACGUUCCACAUCCCCUGAUGGACGUGAAUCGAGGUCUACUAUUGGUGAAGAAGGAGAAGAUGUGGAACCCUCUUUGACAGCUGAACGAAGAGAUUCAACAUCAUCAGAUGACCGUGAAUCAAGGUCUACCACUGGUGAAGAAGUUGAGGAUAUGGAGCCACCUUUGGCUGCUGAAGAUAAACAUGAGGGGUCACCUUCCAUACUUGAGAAGUCAGAGGGACAGGACUCUUCUUUUAUGACUGAAAGCAGGCGAUCUGAGUCUUCUGAACGUGAGAAAUCUGGAUCUGAAUCUGCUGAAAAAAUGUCUGACAGAGAGUCUUCACAAAGGUCUAGAAGUAGACCCUCAAAAUCUCCUACUCACCAAAUGAGUCGAUCCCCAUCUGUUGACAAAACAGCAGAUGAAGAAUCUUCACGGAGGUCUAGGCAUAGACGCUCCAGGUCCACGUCUGUUGAAAAAGCAGCAGACAAAGAGUCUUCACGGAGAUCUAGACAUAGACGCUCCAGGUCUGCUGCUCGACAAAUGAGUCGGUCACCAUCUGUUGAAAAAACAGCAGAUAAAGAGUCUUCACGGAGAUCUAGACGUAGACGUUCCAGGUCCACUGCUCGCCAAAGGAGUCGAUCAAAAUCUGUUGACAAAACAGCAGACAAAGAGUCUUUGCGGAGAUCUAGAAGCAGACGGUCCAGGUCUUCUCAGCGCAGAUCCCAGAGAUAUGAUGCAGACUCUCGCUCUAGACGGAAUCGCUCCAGAUCAGCAACACGUAGAAGAGCAUCAAGAUCAAAAUCUAAUCGUCGUUCUCGAUCUAGCUCAUUGUCACGUUCAAGGCACAGAAGAAGAAGUAGAUCAAGGUCAGCAUCAAGAAGGCGGCGUUCUUUAUCGAGAGACAGGCGCAGAAGAUCUCAGAGAAAUAGAUCAAGAUCUGCUGAUAGAAGAAGAAGAAGAUCAGAUUCAAGAGAUCGAAGGAUAUCACUGAGAUUACGGAGCAGGAGUCGAACACCUCUUCGUCAAAGGCGAUCGAGGUCAAGAGGAAGAAGGCGGAGCUCUAGUAGAUCACCAAUUCGACUGCGGCGAUCAAGGUCUUCAGGGAGAAGAAGAGGUUACAGCAGAUCACCUGAUCGUCGAAGGUCCAGAUCAUCAGAAAGAUUCUCAAGCAGGUCACCAAAACGCCUUACAGACUUGGACAAGGCCCAGCUGCUUGAAAUAGCUAAAGCUAAUGCAGCUGCCAUGUGUGCGAAGUCAGGCGUUCCUUUACCACCAAGUCUGAUGCCUAUGUUAUCUCAAAAGAAAGAUGACAAAGCCAGUCAGAAGUCAUCAAGAGAUACACUAAAGGAGCUCACUGAGAAAUGCAAGAAGAUUGCUCAAAGCACAGAUGAUGUGAUAGUGAAUAAACCUCACGUUUCUGAUGAAGAAGAGGAAGAACGUCCUUUCUACAAUCACCCUUUUAAGCUCAAUGAACCCAAACCUAUUUUUUUCAAUUUAAGUACUCCCAGCAUAAAACCAGCACCACCACCACAACCAAAAAAUCAGGUCAGCCUGUCAAAGGAAUUUCCUGUUUCAUCUGGGUCUCAGCAUAGGAAAAAGGAAGCUGAUAGUGUCUAUGGAGAAUGGGUUCCAGUUGAAAAAGGAAAAGAAGAUAGCAAGGAUGAUGUUUUCCCCAAACCGUCCAUUGAGGGUGUGGACAUAACUGCAGCUAUGAAUGACCGAGCAAUAGCUCAGAAAAGGCUUAACGAAAACACGUUUGAUUUAGAGGCCAUGUGCAUGUUAAAUCGCGCACAGGAACAGAUUGAUGCCUGGGCUCAAUCAAACUCCAUACCUGGCCAGUUCACAGGAAGUACUGGAGCACAGAUUUUGUCCUCGGAUGAGCUAACCAACAGUGGUCCUCAAGCAUGGAUUAGAAAGGAUCAGUUCUUAAGAGCAGCCCCUGUAACUGGAGGAAUGGGAGCUCAGCUGAUGAGAAAAAUGGGCUGGAGAGAAGGAGAAGGGCUUGGAAAAAACAAAGAAGGCAGUGUCGAGCCUAUUAUGGUUGAUUUUAAGACUGAUCGAAAAGGGCUUGUUGCUGUGGGAGAGAAGGCACAAAAGAGAUCUGGACAUUACGUUGUGAUGAAGGAUCUUUCAGGCAAACAUCCAGUUUCUGCAUUGAUGGAGAUCUGUAACAAAAGAAGAUGGUCACCACCUGAGUUUGUGUUGGUGGAUGAUAGUGGGCCUGAUCAUCGCAAACACUUCAUCUUUAAGGUGAGAGUCAAUGGAAAUGAAUACAGGCCUACUUUUGCCAGCCUUAAUAAGAAGCAUGCUAAAGCCACAGCAGCAACUGCGGCUCUCCAAGCGAUGGGACUUGUACCAAAGGAAAGCAUGGUCAAUACCACCAUGUUUAGGAGUGCCUCACACCGCUAGAUAUUGUUUUUUAUAUUGACAUUAUUUCAGAUAAUUUUACUCUGCACAAAAAUGGUAUUUGCCCUUUCAUGUUGUAAAUACAUUGGCAAUUCCCACAUUGUAAAAACUGUACAGGCACCUUCAGGUUUUUCUUUUGUACCAUCAAAAUGUAUUUAAAUCAUACUUAGUUUUUGGUAUGUUUAUAUUGUUUACAUUAGUGAUGUAAUUAUUUCUUAAAUGACUAAAUCAGACGACAGACUCUGGAGGCAUCAGUAAUCUAAACCCUUGUUUUAAAACUCAUGCAAUUUCUCCUCUAUAUGGAAUGUUAACACUUUCAUACUGUUUUGUACUAUGCUGCAGUUUUCCCUGGCCUCGGUAAAGCUACUCUUGCACUUUUGCCUACAGCUGGUAAAAGGCCACGCAGCUUACCUUAGUCUAGUCGAGGCUGGCGUGUACUGCUGGGCAGAUACCGGGCCAGUACUGUGACCCCUGGGAGAGAGCGAGCCGUGGUAGUAGCCCUGUUGUACAGCGCUAAUGCUGCCGCUUCUCUUUGAGUUUUGUUUGGGGUUUGACUCGGUGGUGCACCGCAGCUGGCCAUGCAGCUCAUAUUCUUAGGACGUACGCGGUGAGGCAAAAGUCUUGCUUUAAAAGGGAUGGCAGAAGGUCUGGCAAUGGAACCAGCGAGACUUUGUGAUGUAAAAGUGACUCUCCCUGCAUGUUCUGAGAAGGGAGAUGUGAAGGAGUUGUCUAUUCCAAACAAAUUAACACACUGCCUGAUGUUGAUUGUAUGGAUUUGUGGUUAAUGUGAAUUUUAAAGUCUAACAAAUCUACAACUGGAUUGGGGGGAGGGAGGGAAUAGAAUGAUGCUUAAAUUGUUGUACCCAACUUGGUCAAUAAAGCAGCACAAGUUCAUAAUCUUAA
This is a messenger RNA of Coturnix japonica (Japanese quail), 12120 nucleotides long. The record is from RefSeq and is a predicted model, not a curated record. Lineage: Eukaryota; Metazoa; Chordata; Aves; Galliformes; Phasianidae.